GCUUAGAUUGUUGCAGUGCACUGCAACAAGCCGCAGCCGCAAAGAGAAAUGCAUUUGUGUUACUGUGAAGAAAAAUGGCGUCAUGCGUAGGGGAAUCACCGCAAGACAAAGCUAGUGUCGGAGGUGGAAAUUGCUCACAUGCUUGUGAAAGCUUUCCCCAUGACAGUGAAAAGCCCCAAGGGAUCGCAGAUAUAGAGAAACCCAGCGAUGAUCAAUCCCAACAGCAGUCCCAACCAGGAGACCAGACCGUUCCGGAGCAUCAAAGUCAGCCACAUAGAACAAAACUUUUUGUUAGGGUGGAGGAUAAACAGUGGCCCAUUGUCUACUCCCCCGAUUACAACAUUGGUUUCUUAGGACUGGAGAAACUCCACCCGUUUGACUCUGGAAAAUGGGGGAAAGUUUUCAACUUUUUAAAAGAAAAAGGGAUGCUGAGUGAUGAAACUAUAAUCCGUCCCUCAGAGGCAACAACAGAAGACCUCCUUGUGGUUCACACCAAAAAAUACCUGGACAGUUUAAGGGAAAACAUUGCCAGAGCUAUUCCUGAGUGGAGUGUGACGGUCGCAACCAUCACUGAGGUACCUCCAGUAGCUCUACUCCCAAAUGUGGUCGUCCAGAGAAAAGUACUCAAACCACUCAGAACACAGACUGGGGGAACAAUCCUGGCAGGCAAGUUGGCCAUGGAGCGCGGCUGGGCCAUAAAUAUCGGUGGUGGCUUCCAUCAUUGUUCCAGUGACAGAGGGGGUGGCUUCUGUGCCUAUGCAGACAUCACGCUUGCCAUUAAGUUUCUUUUGCAGCUGGGUAUGGUGAAGAAGGUCAUGAUUAUUGACCUGGAUGCUCACCAAGGCAACGGCCACGAGAGAGAUUUCAUGAACAUGCAGGACACGGUCUACAUCCUGGACAUGUACAACAGAAGUAUCUACCCUCAUGAUGGGUACGCCAAGCGAGGAAUUAGGCAAAAAGUGGAGCUUGAUUUCUUUACAGACGAUGGCCCAUUCCUGAGAGCAGUAGAUAAAUAUUUCAAAAAAGCUUUGGAGGAAUUCCUACCCGAUCUGAUCGUCUACAACGCUGGUACAGAUAUACUCGAAGGAGACCCUCUGGGUGCCUUGUCCAUCUCACCAGAGGGCAUCAUACAGCGAGACCAGCUGGUGUUUGAGAUAGCCAGGAGGAGAGAGAGGCCGAUUCCACUCUUGAUGGUCACGUCUGGCGGUUACCAGAGAAACAAUGCCAGCAUCAUCGCGGACUCCAUUCUCAACCUCAGACGGCUCAAGCUGAUUGAGUGCCCGCAGGCUGAGGAGCACCUCAAGGCCCAAGUACAGCCUGCAAGUCGAGAAUCUGAUGUGGACACCGGAGCAGCCAAUGCAAAUCCAACUGGCACUAGAAGCUGGAGAUCGUGGUUUAGUUUUAAGAAAUAGUACCGAAUGAUAGAGAGCAGAGAUUUGUUCUAGUUAACUGAAUGUGAACUCUGACGGCUUGUAGGAAAUAUGAAAUUUCUGACUGGCCCUGUAUUGAGGGCACUGUUUCCUUCGCUGGGAAAAUUUCGGACCAAAUUUGUCGACCAACACACGUGUAGCGAGUCCUCACAACUGCACUGCCAGUACAUGUAAGGUUGUUUGCCUGCACUGGUGUCCAACAACAUUAUCUCCUGGUCUUUAUUUUUUACAGUUGGCAAUCAAGAUUAUCGCCCACUUCCUCUUUGUUCCAAUGGGCGUGGCAAAUACGAGGGAAACAGUAAGUUGUCUGGGAAAGUAACUGAAAAGUCAUGAAAAAUGGAAAAAAUGUAAUUCAUUUUUUUUUGAUACUGAGAGAAAGGGGAAUAUUUUUGUCUGUAUCAGUUCUCUCCCUUUAUUGUUAUUAUCAUCAUAAUGUUGCUAGCAGGCUGGAUCUCCUGCAGCGAUCAUACCUCCCUUGUUCCUUCGACAGGCAGCCAGCUCAGUUGUGGUCUCCACCCUAGAAUCCCUCCUCUUCCUUCCAGAAGUGUAAAAAAACCCCCAAAUGUAGGCUGACCCCUCGGAAGGGACAUAAAAAGUUGCAUGAAAACAGUUCCAAAUUUUUGGGCCCCCCCAAAAAAAUUCCGUUCUGGAUCUGCCCUUAAGACUGAGGUACUAUAUGUUGAAAUAAACAGGAUGUAAAAAGUACUUGUAUAGUUUACAUACAUAUAUGCAAAGAGAACUUCCGCUUUAUUUAAUUGAAAAUACUUGAUUUCAGUUUAAUCCUUGUCCAUGCAGAACAUUUUACUGAAUAAUGUUAGAAGCAUAUUUCAAAAGCGAUCAUCGUGUACUUUGAAAAUUAUGUACGAGCCCUUGCUCUCCCACUGUUGAUGGUUAUUUGGUUGGGCCAUGUCUGAAUGUAGACGUGUCGGCCAUCUUGAAAGUGAGGUCAAACUUUUCUUUUGGGGGACCUUAUGGGUUGUACUACACCAAAUACGCGCUC
Molecule: messenger RNA, 2430 nt
Organism: Acanthaster planci (crown-of-thorns starfish)
Lineage: Eukaryota; Metazoa; Echinodermata; Asteroidea; Valvatida; Acanthasteridae
Product: histone deacetylase 11-like
Biological process (GO): epigenetic regulation of gene expression
Cellular component (GO): histone deacetylase complex
Molecular function (GO): histone deacetylase activity
Source: RefSeq, a predicted model, not a curated record